Molecule: messenger RNA, 2068 nt
Organism: Prunus avium (sweet cherry)
Lineage: Eukaryota; Viridiplantae; Streptophyta; Magnoliopsida; Rosales; Rosaceae
Gene: DAR2
Product: DA1-related protein 2
Molecular function (GO): ubiquitin binding
Source: RefSeq, a predicted model, not a curated record
GAGAUUCUCUUGCUUUCUUUCUUUAUUUUCCCUGGGCCUUUUAAUUUUAACGAUGCCCAGUGCCUUGUUCUUCUCCCCCUUUUCUUUCGAGCCGUCCGUCACGUAAUUCCUCUCUCUAUCUCUCUUUCUCUCUCUGUGGUCUCUCUGUGACCGUCCUUUUCGAGGUUCUGGGUGAUUCCGGCGAAGCCCUCUCUAUACAUAGGAGCUUCAUUUUCAUAUCACAUGGCUCCCACAGGUGUCAACCAGCUCUCUCACCCUUGUAUUUAUGGGGAGUUUGUUUCUUCGUACGCAGAGAGGAAGUCACGCUUUAUGAAAUGGCUCAGUAAACUUUUCAGGAGCGGGCCCAGUCGCGGAAACGCCGCUGGUAGUAAUCGUCAUCCGCAGCUAAUUGGCGACGAAAACAUGAUUUGGCGGGCACCACCUCGAUCCUUGGAUGACCCCUCUAGAGCGCAGAAGGAGAAAGAGGAAUUAGACCAUGCAAUUGCACUGUCUCUGGCUGAAGAUUUGAAGAGACCAAGUGGUAGGUUUCUGGCUGAAGAUUUGAAAAGACCAAGUGGAUAUAGAUGGCAGGCAGAGAAAGAUGAAGAGCUUGCUAGGUCACUUCAGGACAGUUCGAAUCCGCCUUUAUAUCCUCCGUAUGCCCCAGCGCCUGCACCGUAUUAUCCUUAUGGACAAACACGAAGAAUAUGUGGCGGUUGUAAACAGGAGAUACGCUUUGGCAGCUAUCUGGGAUGCAUGGGAACUUAUUUUCAUCCCCAAUGCUUCUGUUGUCGUUCUUGUGGUCGCCCGAUAGUUGAGAAUGAGUUUUCUUUGUCAGGGAGGGAUCCAUAUCACAAGUCAUGUUUUAAAGAGCUGGCCCAUCCCAAGUGUGAAGUUUGUCAUCAAUUUAUUCCAACAAAUCGAGCUGGUUUGAUCGAGUAUAGAUGCCAUCCAUUUUGGUCACAAAAAUACUGUCCAUCACAUGAACAUGAUAACACAGCUCGUUGCUGUAGUUGUGAACGUUUAGAGUCUUGGGAUGCAAGAUACGUAUCGUUGGGAGACGGACGGAGUUUAUGCUUUGAGUGUAUGGAAUCUGCAAUCAUGGAUACCGGUGACUGUCAGCCCCUGUAUCAUGCCAUCAGAGAUUAUUACGAAGGAAUGAACAUGAGAUUGGAUCAGCAAAUUCCCAUGCUUCUGGUUGAAAGACACGCACUUAAUGAAGCUAUUGUAGGAGAGAAGAGUGGCCUUCAUCACAUGCCCGAGACCAGGGGUUUAUGCCUUUCUGAAGAGCAGACCGUCACCAGUAUACUCAAAAGGCCAACAUUUGGGAGGCAUCAACUGGUUGGAAUAAAAACCCAACCUCAGAAAUUGACUCGAAAAUGCGAAGUUACUGCCAUUCUUGUUCUCUAUGGUCUCCCAAGAUUACUAACAGGUGCUAUUCUUGCGCAUGAGUUGAUGCAUGGCUGGUUACGCCUCAAAGGCUACCGGAAUCUUAAUCCGGAGGUAGAGGAGGGCAUCUGCCAGGUGCUUUCAUACAUGUGGCUUGAAUCAGAAGUAAUGCCAGGAUUUAAAAACAUGCCAUCUUCAUCUACAUCCACAUCAGCAGCGUCCUCUUCCUCUUCAUCAUCGUCAUCGAAAAAAGGAGGAAAGUCCAAAGUUGAACAUAAACUGGGUGAAUUUUUCAUGCACCAAAUUGCCAACGAUUCUUCCCCUGCGUAUGGAGGAGGGUUUAGAGCAGCUAAUGCAGCUGUCAACAAGUAUGGUUUACGUCGUACCUUGGACCACAUUCAUCUCACUGGAAACUUCCCAUUGUAAUAAGGGAAAAAUAAUGUUCCCUGUUUCUCUGUCCCUUUGCUGUAUACGGCCGCUGAAGAUAUUAUUUGCCCAAUCCCAAAGGAUUGAGCUCAUCACAGAAGCCAUGUGGCCAUGUGAGGAUACAAGUCCCAUGUCACUCUUCCAAUCAAUAAUGCUGCUAAUAAAAUGCAUUUCUUUCUUUCUUUGACAUAAGUGAUUCUUAUGUUUUCACCAUUUGUAUGGCGAUCAAUUACGUGCUUCACAGAUGUUAAUGAAGUUGUGAGUUCAUCGGUUC